CCAGUGUUUUCAUGUGCUGUGCUGAGAGUGCUGCUGCAGGAGCUGUGAGGGGCCAUGGACGAGCUGGAAAGCCAUGCCAUGUGAUCAAAAGAUGGUCUCCAAAACACUGAACUUGGAAUAAUGGAGAGUUGGAUCCCCCAAAAUGCAGUGACCUAUAAUGAUGUACAUGUCAACUUCACUUGGGAAGAGUGGGCUUUGCUGGAUCCUUCCCAGAAGAAUCUCUACAAAGAUGUGAUGCUAGAAACCUACAGGAACCUCAUUACCAUAGGAUACAGUUGGGAAGACCAUAAUAUUGAAGAACAUUUUCAGAGUUCUAGAAGACAUGAAAGGCAUGAAAGAAGUGAUAAUGAAGAGAAUCCUUCUGUAUAUACUCAGUGUGUUAAAGCCUUUGCAUAUGACAGUCAUAUUCAAAGGUAUGAAAGAACACAUACUAGAGAGAAACACUAUGAAUGUAAUCAGUGUGGUAAAGCCUUUGCACAUCACAAUAAUCUUCAAAGCCAUACAAGAACACAUACUGGAGAGAAACCUUAUGAAUGUAUUCAAUGUGGUAAAGCCUUUGCACAACAAAGAUACCUUCAACGUCAUACAAGAACACAUACUGGAGAGAAACCCUAUGAAUGUAUUGAAUGUGGUAAAGCCUUUGCAAGUCAUAGUGUUCUUCGAAAGCAUAAAAGAACACAUACUGGAGAGAAACCCUAUAAAUGUAAUCAGUGUGGUAAAGCCUUUACACAACAGGGUAAUCUUCAAAUUCAUAGAAGAACACAUACUGGAGAGAAACCCUAUGAAUGCCGUCAGUGUGGUAAAGCCUUUACACAACAGGGUAAUCUUCAAACUCAUAAAAGAACACAUACUGGAGAGAAACCCUAAAAAAAUGUAAUUAGUGUGGUGAACCCUUUGCAUACAUCAGUAAUCUUCAAAAUCAUGAAAAAAUGUCAUGCUGCAGAGAAACUAAAAAUAUAAACAAUGUGGUAAUGUUUUGCACUUUAUGCAGUAGUAAAACUUGGUGUGCAAUCAAUAUGCUAAAGGCUUUGCAUAUUACAAUAGUCUUUGAGUACCUUUUAAAACACACAGGGAUUAUUAUUAUAAAGUAUUUGGUAAGAUCUUUAUCUAACACACUUGCAUUGAGUUACACAAGAGUAUUUAUUCUAUAGAAAAAAAUUGACAAUGUUAGUCAUCUAUAGAGCUUUAUGAUGUCCUUUUUAUAUUGUUUCCCCCUGAAAACUGAUGGAAGAAAUCAAUUUAAGAAUUUAUGAAGCCCUAUGUGUUGGGUAAAGGGGCCAGCCAAAGGAACACAUGGGAGCCUGAAAGCAGAGCCAGUGAAAAACAUACAUUUUGGCCUGAACCCAGAGCCAAAGAAACACACUGUAUGCCUGACCAAAUGAGCACAAAACAAGUAAAUCCCUGAGCAGGAAAAUCAACCAAUCCCUGACCACAAAACUAACCAAUCACUAAACAGUAAUUUCAGCCAAUCUCUGAGCUUGGUUGAUCUCUGGGAUUGAAAUCUGAUCAAUUCCCACCCUUAGAAUCUUCUCUCUGUAAACAUUCAGCCCCUAAGAAGCCUCAUAAAUGCCCUGUGCCUGUUCAGUUGGCAGCUGCCCUUUUCUACUCUGCUAGAGGCAGCCACUCUCCUGGAUUCCUCCCUCCUAAAUAGUUUUGGUUGAAGACCUUUCACCAGAGCAGAGCAGUAUCUCUGCUGGGAAUCUCCCUAAUGGAACAGAGCAGAGAAGCAAUGGACAUCUCUGAUGAGAAACUCCUAGUGUAGUGGAACAGUGAAACAAGGGACACUUCUUCUGGGAAACUAGAUUAGGGGAGCAAAGCAGACAUGGCAACUUUUCACCAGAGCCAGAGCAGACUGCUGCAUUUCUACAAGAGUUCCCCAUUAGUUGAGUGAGGCAGAGAAGUAACAAUUGGUCCAGGGCUGAGAAGAAAUGGAAAACUCUGCUGGGAAACUCCCUAGUGAAGCAGUAGAAACUGUGCUGGUAAACUCCCUUAGGAGAGUGGAUCAGAGCAGCAAUUGGUAUCUCCCCUCGGCAUCUCUCUUAGCAGAGUGAAGCAGAGCCCAAGUGUAAUGGAUCUCUCUCAGAGAACAGCAGUAUUAGCAUGUCCUGGAGGGAGACCAUUCCCCCACCAGAACACAGCUUCUGGUACAGCCUGACUUCCUACCAAUCAGUAUUCCUUUCUCCUCACAGCUGUAGGUAUCCAUAAUACCUUCCCUUCACAGCUGUAGGUAUAGCCUGAUUUGUGACAUUCUGGGUACCUUUGUCUUCAGAGCUGUAGGUAUCCAGGAUAUCUUCCCUCUACAGCUUCAGGUAUAGCCUGACUUCCCAACAGCCAGGAUACCUUUCUCCACACAGUUGUAGAUAUCCAGGAUUCCUUUUGUUCACAGCUGUGGGUAUAGCCUGACUUCUUAACAGUCAGGAUAUUUUUCCUCACAGCUGUAGAUAUCCAGGGUACUUUUCUUUCACAGCUGUAGGUACAGCCAGACUUCCAACAGUCAUGGUACCUUUCUCUCCAGAGCUGGAACUCUUGUACUAUAAAUUUAAAUGUUAAUGUAACUCUUUUAGAUUUUAUACUUCCUUUAAUUACAUGAAAUAAUUAAUGCAGGACUAAAACUAUGGAUUGGUAUGAGUUCCUUUUCUGUUAUUGUGAUAUAAUAUGUAUGUCAACUUAUAAGAGAGUUAAAUUUGACUCUUGGUUCCAGAGGGAUACCAAUUGGCAUGGCAACAAAUGCCAGACAUAGCAGCUAAAGCAGGAGGCUAAGAAUUUACAUCCUUAACCUGCAGCAUGAAGUAGAGAGUGGGAACUGGAAAUGGUGUAUGAUGCAAAUUCUCAAAGUCUACCCCUACUGACAUAUUUCCCCCAGCAGGGCAGCAUUUCCUAAAUCUUCCCAAAUGAUACCACCAACUUACAAGGGUUGAUUUCUCUGACUUCAAGUCCACAUGUUUGUUUUCUGUUACAUGAUCCAAUUCAUGAUUAAGAAAAAACUCUGUAAGUAAACUGUUAGAUACCUCAACACCUGUGUUAUAGGAAUAAAUGCUUAGAAGAGAAAAACUUUUAUCA
Molecule: messenger RNA, 3060 nt
Organism: Peromyscus californicus insignis
Lineage: Eukaryota; Metazoa; Chordata; Mammalia; Rodentia; Cricetidae
Product: zinc finger protein 120-like
Exons: 1
Coding region: 121-867 (248 amino acids)
Biological process (GO): regulation of DNA-templated transcription
Source: RefSeq, a predicted model, not a curated record